Molecule: messenger RNA, 1524 nt
Organism: Penicillium diatomitis
Lineage: Eukaryota; Fungi; Ascomycota; Eurotiomycetes; Eurotiales; Aspergillaceae
Product: dihydroorotate dehydrogenase 2
Exons: 2
Coding region: 1-1524 (507 amino acids)
Biological process (GO): 'de novo' pyrimidine nucleobase biosynthetic process; pyrimidine ribonucleotide biosynthetic process
Cellular component (GO): cytoplasm; mitochondrial inner membrane
Molecular function (GO): dihydroorotate dehydrogenase activity
Source: RefSeq, a predicted model, not a curated record
AUGUCUGCUUCCAUGGUUUGGCGCACCGGUCUUCGGGCUCGCGCCGCCCCAACCUCGCGCCUGUCCUCGCGGCCCACGUCGCUGCUCCCCAAGCGCUUUCCUGCUGCCGUCCGAUACGCUUCGGAAUCAGCACCUGUGCAACAAGCAGUUUCGGAAACGGUGAAGCAGACAUCAAAGGAAGCUCCCAAGAAAGUGGCUCGUGGCUCACGCAAGCUUCUGUACGGCACUUCCUUGGCCACCAUCCUGUUUGUCGGCUACAUCUACGGGACAGACACGAGGGCGAGCGUCCACCGUUACCUCGUUGUUCCUCUCAUUCGCCAACUUUACCCAGAUGCAGAGGAUGCGCAUCACAUUGGCGUGGAUAUUCUGAAAGUCCUCUAUCAGUAUGGCCUUCACCCUCGCGAGCGAGGCAACCCAGACAAGGAUGGCGCAUUGGCUACCGAGGUCUUCGGUUACACCCUCGCCAACCCCAUUGGCAUCUCUGCCGGUCUUGAUAAGCAUGCCGACAUUCCCGACGCGCUGCUCGAUCUCGGCCCCGCCGUUGUCGAAGUCGGCGGCACCACUCCCUUGCCGCAGGAUGGCAAUCCCAAGCCCCGUGUCUUCCGUAUCCCCUCACAACAUGGCAUGAUUAACCGCUAUGGCCUGAACUCCAAGGGCGCAGACCACAUGGCCGCCGUUCUCAACCAGCGUGUCCGCGACUUUGCCUACGCUGCUGGAUUCGGGGAGCAUGAGCUCGCGGAGCAGCGUGUCCUGGACGGCGAGGCCAAUGUUCCCCCCGGUAGUCUUGUCCCUGGUAAACUGCUUGCAGUGCAAGUUGCCAAGAACAAGCUUACUCCCGAUGGGGACAUCGAUGCCAUUACCCGGGACUAUGUCUACUGCGUGGAACGUGUCGCCCGCUACGCCGAUAUCGUCGUUGUCAAUGUCUCCAGCCCCAAUACUCCCGGUCUCCGUGACCUGCAGGCUGCUGGACCCCUUACCAAAAUUUUGACCGGGGUUGUGAGUGCGGCCAAGAACGUUGAGCGCAAGACGAAGCCAUAUGUCAUGGUCAAGGUGAGCCCGGACGAGGACUCAGACGAGCAAAUGACUGGCAUCUGUGAAGCGGUGUGGAAAUCCGGCGUUGAUGGUGUAAUUGUUGGCAACACGACCAACCGUCGACCUGGUGCGCUUCCUGAAGGGUAUGAUCUGACCGAGAAAGAGCAACAAACCAUGAGGGAGAUUGGUGGCUAUUCGGGUCCCCAGCUCUUUGGUCGUCUCGUCUCGCUUGUUGGCCGUUACCGGAAGAUGUUGGACCAGGGACCUCCGUCCGGUACUGGACCUGACGGCGAAGACACGCCCAUGAGCCAGACGGGCCAGCCCCGCAAGGUGCUCUUUGCCUCUGGCGGCAUUACCACCGGACAACAGGCGCGCCAGGUGCUGGACGCCGGGGCCUCUGUGGCUAUGAUGUACACAGGCAUCGUAUAUGGUGGCGUGGGAACCGUGACACGAGUAAAGCAGGAGCUUCGUGAUGAAGUGGCGAAGAAAUAG